UUUCACAUAAUCAGAGCAAAUAUGAAAACAAAAGACCGGGACUCGGGACGUGGGUAACAGGGGAUGCGACCGACUUACUUCAUGGGGGGUUUGACCUCGCGCCCAUGCCGCGGGUUUUGCCCCGCCAGUCGGUAGGUAACGUCAGAGUCUCCCGUAGCGCCGCCGACGGAGAAGAACGACCUCACCACAGCUCCUUUCAUCCCGCAAUCGCCUUAAUCUUCGCUAUCCCCCACCGCGCCACUUCCGUACCUUCAAUACAUACCCAAUGGAAUAUUACGAUUACAUCGCAUUCUAGUCUUGGUUUUAGGGAGCAUCUCAGUUCCCCAAUUGUCAUUUAAAGUGCUCCGCUCCUCCCCCCUCCCCCCAUCGGGGUAUUCGGAUUCCUGCGGUUUCCCCGAGACAUGAUCCUUCCCCAUCCCCAUGGCUACAGGAACGGUCGACCCUUCGGCCCCUAAGGACGUACAGGGGACCUCGACCCCUCCCGGAGACAGCGAUACGGGGUCAAGUAAUGUUCACGAGAAAGAAAAACAGAUGGUGGCUGCUAUUCGCCCGCCGCACCAACGACAUCGGAGUCCUUUCGUCAUCACCGAGCGGCCGGAGGAAAAACAACUAGGCGUGUCUACCCGCACCUUGACAGUUGAUGACUUUGCACUUCUGAAAACCCUCGGGACUGGCACUUUCGCUCGGGUAUGGCUAGUGAGAUUGAAGGACGAGAUACGACAGAGAGAUAAAGUGUAUGCACUCAAAAUACUACGAAAGGCGGAUGUGAUCAAAUUGAAGCAGGUUGAACAUGUGCGCAAUGAGCGCAAGACUCUCUCGGCGGUUGCCGGCCACCCUUUCAUAACGACGCUGAUAGCCUCCUUUUCCGACGACCAAAGUCUAUACAUGUUGUUGGACUAUUGCCCUGGCGGUGAGAUAUUUAGCUACCUACGGCGCGCGCGCCGGUUCAACGAAAACACCGCUAAGUUCUAUGCGGCCGAGAUAACUCUUACUAUCGAAUUCCUUCACGAUGUAGAGGGGAUUGUUUAUCGCGACCUGAAACCUGAAAAUAUACUUCUGGAUGCCGAGGGCCACAUCAGGCUUGUCGACUUCGGCUUUGCAAAGAAAGUCGAGAAUCGGGAGACUUAUACCCUUUGCGGCACGCCAGAGUACCUGGCCCCUGAGGUAAUUCAUAAUAGUGGCCAUGGCCUUGCAGUUGACUGGUGGGCCCUGGGUAUUCUCAUUUACGAGUUUAUCGUGGGGCAACCGCCUUUCUGGGACCAGAAUCCCAUGCGUAUAUACGAACAGAUCGUCGAAGGCCGCAUACGCUUUCCUCAAAAUAUGUCACCAGCGGCCCAGAAUAUCAUAUCCUUACUUUGCAAGACCAAUCCGACGGAGCGCCUAGGGUAUAUAUCUGGAGGGUCUGCCAGGGUCAAGUCACAUCCAUUCUUUGGAGACAUACAAUGGGAUGAUUUGUUUUACCGCCGUAUCAAAGGGCCCAUCAUCCCGAGGGUCGACCACCCUGCAGACACCGGUAACUUCGAAGAGUACCCCGAUCCGGAUGUGAGAAGUCAGAAUGUUUAUACCGAUGAUCUGAGGAAAAAGUACGAGGCUUUGUUUAGCGACUUCUAAACACGGUACCCGAACAGACUCAAAUAUCCAACUGAACAAACACCCUUCUGUGAACGUACUGCCGUCACGCGAUCAGGUUGAUUCCAUCCAACCGGACCACCCCAUCGGAGACGACUGAAGCAUCCGGAUUGAUAACGGAGACUUAAGACCCUUGUUUAAAAGCCAGGGCCAUUGCCUACAUACGAACGAUGUUCAGUUCGGUCCGUAAUACCCCCGCCUCAUUCUUGGUAAUCAACUAUCUUCGCAAGGGAGGCCGCCGGUACGUUCGUGGUCGCCCGUAGCCUCUCAACGACAUGCUUGGAAGUUCCUGCAGUUCAGCCAAUGCCUCUUGUUUUCCCGCUGUCCAUUGCAAGCGUACCUCUGUCGACUACCUUCUGUGGCCUUUCCGGAGCUGCUACUAAUACGUUGUAGCGGUGAUCAUCAGUGACCCAAAUGGUCCUCGACAGUUCUGUCAUGAAGAUAUGAUUAUUACUACCACUACUUCUUCUACUAUUAUUAUUAUCUUUUUUCGCUAUUAAACUCUCUUUGGUGCUCGUGGACUUGUUUGUUAUUCA
This is a messenger RNA of Aspergillus pseudonomiae, 2165 nucleotides long. Its product is annotated as cAMP-dependent protein kinase. Gene Ontology annotation, cellular component: cAMP-dependent protein kinase complex; nucleus. The record is from RefSeq and is a predicted model, not a curated record. Lineage: Eukaryota; Fungi; Ascomycota; Eurotiomycetes; Eurotiales; Aspergillaceae. Gene Ontology annotation, biological process: peptidyl-serine phosphorylation. The coding region runs from base 421 to 1611 and encodes 396 amino acids. The transcript is spliced from 4 exons. Gene Ontology annotation, molecular function: ATP binding; cAMP-dependent protein kinase activity.